CUACGCUUAUCGUUUUAAGACGGUAGACAAAACUAAAGUUUUAAGUGCGUUUUUAUUUGUGUUUUGAAUAGUUUUGUGGGUGAUUUGAUAUCAUCUAACAAUAUGGGGAAACAUUCAAAGAAAAGGCAGAGGGAAAACAGUAGCAGCUCUUCAGAAGACGAAUAUACCCUAAGGAAGGAAUACAGGCGUAUACAUAAACGUCUUGAAGAUCUUAAGAGGCGAGAAAAAUCGAACAAAAGUAAAACUUACGCCGUUCGUUCGCCUGCGUCACGAAGACGUUCACGCUCACCUGAUUUGAUAUCAAGAGCGGAUGAUGUUUCUAUCUCUCUUAUUCCUGAGUGUGAGUCUCUGGACGACCAAGAUAAAAGUUGUUUUGAUAACGACUGGAACGAUAAAGCCUCCUCCAUUGGGUCUUUACUUAUGCAGUCGAGAGAUAACCAAGAGAACAAUAUUAAUCAAAAUAACACCUCUGAACUGUUAGAUUCAUACUUGAAUGCAACAGUUUUGUUCAUAUUGGGCUAUGAUUUAGCACCAAAAAGAAAUAUUAGUCCUCCAUUUCAAAAGGAAGUAGCUUUAAGUUGGGAGGACAUGCUGAAAAAAGGAUUAUUAGAGGAUGAAAGGGCUUCACUUAUGAAUAAAUAUACCCCUCCAGAAAAUUGCCCCUUGUUGGAGGCUCCUAAGGUCAAUCAGGAGGUUCUUAAGGUCAUGAGGGAUGUUAUAGCUCGGAGGGAUAAAAAGAUCAGUGAGCUUCAAAAUCAGGUGGGAUCUGCAUUAUCGGCUUUGGGGCAAGCAUUGACUAAUCGAAAUCGAAAAAGAAGAUAA
Anthonomus grandis grandis is the source of this 822-nucleotide messenger RNA. RefSeq lists its product as uncharacterized. The record is from RefSeq and is a predicted model, not a curated record. The transcript has 2 exons. The coding region runs from base 103 to 822 and encodes 239 amino acids. Lineage: Eukaryota; Metazoa; Arthropoda; Insecta; Coleoptera; Curculionidae.